GAAGGGGCGGAGCCGCUCUGACGGCGGAAGGAGGCGGGGAGCGGCCCCCCUAGGCACUGUGGGCUCCGAGCGGCCGAUUUGGCCUCCUCAGCACCGCCGGGUCGGGGUUUACCGCGACCGUUGCACCCAUCCCGCCGGUGCCCCGUCCGGUCCCCGUUCCCUCAACGCCGCCGCUGGGGUUCCUGCUCCCGCCCUCUACUGACGCAGUCUGUGCCGCACCAGCUCCUAACAUGGCGGCGGCGAGGCAGUGAGGAGCGCGGGCUGCGAGCCGGGCCGGAGCGGAGCGGUCUUAAAGCUUUUGAAGCCAUGGGAAUCAAAGUCCAGCGGCCACGAUGCUUUUUUGACAUAGCCAUCAACAAUGUACCUGCUGGAAGAGUGGUCUUUGAAUUGUUUUCUGACGUGUGCCCAAAAACAUGUGAGAAUUUUCGCUGCCUUUGCACAGGUGAAAAAGGUACUGAAUCAACCCAGAAGCCAUUGCAUUACAAAAGUUGUCUGUUUCAUCGAGUUUGUGAAAGAUUUAUGAUCCAAGGAGGUGACUUCAGUGAAGAUGAGAGCUUUGCUGUAAAGCACAACAAAGAAUUUCUUCUGUCAAUGGCUAACAGAGGGAAAGAUACAAACGGUUCACAGUUCUUUAUAACAACCAAGCCUACACCUCACUUAGAUGGACUUCAUGUUGUUUUUGGACAAGUCAUCUCAGGACAGGAAGUUGUGAGAGAAAUAGAAAACCAGAAAACAGAUGCAUCUAGUAAACCAUAUGCUGAAGUACGAAUACUGAGUUGUGGAGAGUUGAUUCCAAAAUCCAAAGCCAAGAAAGAAGAGAGGAAAAGACACAAGUCAUCCUCCUCAUCCAGUGAUUCAGAAAGUUCAAGUGAUUCAAAAUCUUCUUCUGAUUCAUCAUCUGAUUCUGAAAGUGCUUCUGAAGAGAAACCUAAAAAGAGAAAAAAGAAACACAAGAAAAAUUCUAGAAAACAUAAGAAGGAAAAGAAAAAGAGAAAGAAAAGUAAGAAAAGCUCAUCCAGUGAAAGUGAAGAUGAAAACCCUGAAGCACAGUCAGUGUCUACUGUCCGUCCCGAGGAGAUCCCUCCUGUACCAGAAAACAGGUUCCUCAUGAGAAAAAGUCCUCCUAAAGUAGAUGAAAAAGAAAAAGAAAGGAAGAGCAGGGAGAAGGAAAGAGAGAGUAAUCCAUCAAAUUCCCAGUCGUCAUACCAGAGAAGGCUUUUAGUGACCAGAUCUGGAAGGAAAAUAAAAGGAAGAGGACCAAGGCGCUAUCGGACGCCUUCCAGAUCCAGGUCAAGGGAUCGCUUCAGACGCAGUGAGACUCCUCCACAUUGGAGGCAGGAAAUGCAAAGAGCUCAAAGAAUGAGAGUUUCCAGUGGAGAAAGAUGGAUAAAGGGAGACAAGGGUGAAGUAAAUGAAAAUAAGAAAGAUGCUCAAAAAAGCCCUGGGAGAGGAAAGGAGAGAAAAGUAUCAGACCACAGACAAGUCUCUGAGAGUCCAAACAGAAGAGGGGAAAAGGAGAAGAAGACAAAAGACCACAAAUCCAGAAGUAAAGACAGGGAGACAAGGAGGAAUUCAGAAAAAGACGAUAAGCAUAAUAAAAACAAGGCCAAGAAAAGAGCUAAAUCUAAAAGCCGGAGCAAAAGCAAAGAGAAAUCAAAGAGCAGAGAAAGAGACACUAAGCACAACAGACAUGAAGAAAAGAGAGUGAGAUCGAGAAGCAAAGAGAGGGAUCAUGAGAGAGGUAAAGACAAGCACCAUGAUUCCAGAGGGAGAGAUAAAGAAAGGAGCAGAAGUAAGGAGAGGUGUAAAAGUGCAGGAUCAAAAAGUAAUGAACAAGAUCACAGUAAAAGCAAAGACAGGGAGAAACAUGGAAAAUCAAGGAGCAAAGAACGUGAGCAGACUAAAGGAAAACAUAGUUCCAAUAGUAAAGCAAGAGAACGAAGCAGAAGCAGAGACAAAGGGAAGAGAGCCAGAUCUAGAAGUAGAGAGAGAGACCGGAGUAGAAGUAGAGAGCAUUCAAAAAAUGAAGAUAAAGAAGCAAAAAGAAAAGGAAGAUCAAGAAGUAGAGAGAGAAAAGGCACACCAGAAAAAUCUAAAGGAAAAGAGAAUAAGAGGAGGAGAGACUCAAGGAGCCGUGAAAGAGAAGAAAGUCAAAGCAGAAACAAAGAGAAGUAUCUGAACAGAGAAAGUAGAAGUUCACAUAAGAAAAAUGACUCUGAAAGCCAAAGGAAGAAGCGUUCAAAAAGCCGUGGAAGCAGUAGCCCUGAGACCAAUAAAGAUAAAAAGGCUAGUAGAGAUCAGGAUAAAAGUCCAGACUCAAAGAGAAGACAAAGCAGUAAGGAUAGAGAAUUAAAAAAAUCAUCUACACGCAGGAGUAGGGAAAAAGAGAAGACUAGAUCUUCACUAGAAAAAGAAAUUAACCAAAAAUCAAAGAGUCAGGAAAGAAGUCAUGCCCAUCGUAAGGAUAAAAAGUCUGAUCAUGAAUCAAGUCCUGGAACAGAUGAAGACAGACGUGGAUGAGCUAUGGACUUGUUGUUUCCAUUCUGUCUCAAACUUUGAGACAUUUUGGGGAACAUCUUUUUUUUUUUAAUGUGGACUUCAGUUUGGUCUUUUGAUAAUCUAAAACCUGGAUCAUUUGUACUGCUAAAGUUUUAAUAAACUUGAAAUGAGAAACAUUUUAUGUGUAA
Messenger RNA from Chelonoidis abingdonii (Abingdon island giant tortoise), 2687 nucleotides. Lineage: Eukaryota; Metazoa; Chordata; Testudines; Testudinidae. The record is from RefSeq and is a predicted model, not a curated record.